AUGGCACUCCUCAAUCUCAACCCGCUCUACACCGUAACCCUCCCAAUCCUCUUCCUCUUCAGCCUACCCGUCGCCCUCUUCGCCUGCCUCACUACAAUUCUCGCCUUCAUCGUCCUUCUCUUCCGCGUAUCCCUAAUCUACAUCGAUCUCGCUGCAGCCGUGAUCCCGUACUACCUCCUCGGCAUCACCCCCAAUGCUUCUCUCCCUGAAGAGAAAACCGGACCAUCCCCAACACAAAUCCCCUCGCGCCGACGGAGACGCAGGAGCAGUAGUAAUCUGAGCACGGGCUGUUUGACGCCGAAUGCCCUGGGAAGCUCCUCUAGCGUCGUCGGGUUGAGCCUCACGCGCGAUUUUGAAGGCGUGGGGGGUUGGCGAUUACGUGCUGAAGAGGAAGAGGAAGAGGUGUGGACGAAGAUUAAUAGUAGGCUGGAGUUGCCGGCUGAGCAUGGGCGGCGGCAUAGGCGGAGUGCGACGGGUGGGUUGGAGAUGAGGGGUGGGAAGGAGGGCAAUGGUGCAGUCAUGAAUAGUGGGAGGGCGAGGACGCCGCCUGUGGGGAGGGAGGAGGAGUAUGGGUAUUUUGUGAUGCAGAGGGGUAGGGAGGUUAGUCCGAAGGUGGGGAGAAGGGACGCGAGUGCGGGAACGACGAGUGGUAGUUCGAAGGGGUCGUCGGGGUUGAAUAUGAAGGGUAGGUGA
Molecule: messenger RNA, 693 nt
Organism: Lachnellula hyalina
Lineage: Eukaryota; Fungi; Ascomycota; Leotiomycetes; Helotiales; Lachnaceae
Exons: 1
Coding region: 1-693 (230 amino acids)
Source: RefSeq, a predicted model, not a curated record